CUCAUUGCUCUUCAUCCUCUGCUGCUUGGGAAACUGAAAUAGAUUGGAAACGAAAGAGAGAGAGACUGUUGUUUUCAGGUUGGAAACUGUUUCUGUAAGCUUUACCUUCAAACUUGUAAGCAAGAGAAGAUAAUACAUAGAAACAUGGGAGAACAACCAGAUCCAUUUACCACUUCCACUCUACCUGAUUUCAUAUCAUCCCAAAAGAUCGGUAGACCGGUUACUCUUGAAGGACAGAGCAACCGUGGGCAUCCUUACUCUGGCCUCAAGAAGAGAGGGCAGUCUAGUCGUUCAUGGGUCAAGAUUGAUGAGAAUGGGAACUCGACGGUUCUAGAGCUCGACAAGGCAACUAUAAUGAAGCGUUGUUCCUUGCCGUCAAGGGAUUUGAGGCUACUUGACCCUUUGUUUAUUUACCCUUCGAGUAUCUUGGGGCGUGAGAGAGCGAUAGUGGUGAGUCUUGAGAAGAUCAGAUGUAUAAUCACAGCCGAGGAGGUUAUUCUCAUGAAUGCUAGGGAUGCGUCUGUUGCUCAGUACCAGUCUGAACUCUGUAAACGCCUCCAGUCUAACCAAAACUUGAAUCUCAAAGAUGAUUUGCCGUUUGAAUUUAAAGCGUUGGAGCUGGUUUUGGAACUAUCUUGCUUGUCUUUAGAUGCACAGGUGAAUGAGUUAGAGAUGGAAGUGUAUCCUGUUCUUGAUGAACUAGCCUCAAACAUCAGCACACUUAAUCUAGAACAUGUACGGAGAUUAAAAGGUCGCCUCCUUGCCUUAACACAGAAAGUUCAGAAGGUUUGUGAUGAAAUAGAACAUUUAAUGGAUGAUGAUGACGACAUGGCUGAGAUGUAUUUGACUGAGAAGAAAGAAAGAUCAGAGGCUCAUGCUUCAGUGGAGUUAGAAGACAACCUCCAUGAGGACUUUGAAUCUUCUGGAAUAGUUUCCAAGUCUGCGCCGGUUUCACCUGUUGGUUCACUUAGUGGAAACCUUGGGAAGCUUCAAAGAGCAUUCAGCAGCGUUGUUGGCUCACAUAGAAGCUUGUUAAGCUCCUCUAGCAGUGGAGAGAACAUUGACCAGCUAGAGAUGUUGCUAGAAGCCUACUUCGUUGUUGUUGAUAACACACUCAGCAAAUUAUCAUCGCUGAAAGAGUAUAUUGAUGAUACAGAGGAUCUGAUCAACAUUAAGCUGGGGAAUGUACAGAAUCAGUUGAUUCAGUUUCAACUGCUUCUCACCGCAGCAACCUUUGUGGCAGCCAUUUUUGCAGCUGUAACCGCGGUUUUCGGGAUGAAUCUGCAAGACUCUGUUUUCAAGGAUCCGACCAUGUUCCAAUGGGUUUUACUUGUUACAGGUAUUGGAUGUGGACUUUUGUAUUUUGGUUUCGUGUUAUACUUCAAGCACAAGAAAGUGUUCCCUCUCUAAAACUUUUUUUUCUUAUGUUAGUGAGAUCCUUGAGUUACUCUUGUAGCCUUUGUGAAAAUGAACAGCUAAUAAUUUUCAGUGUCAAACUCAGUUUAGG
Molecule: messenger RNA, 1507 nt
Organism: Eruca vesicaria subsp. sativa (arugula)
Lineage: Eukaryota; Viridiplantae; Streptophyta; Magnoliopsida; Brassicales; Brassicaceae
Source: the annotation of a GenBank genome assembly